Alosa sapidissima (American shad) is the source of this 2955-nucleotide messenger RNA. RefSeq names its product sema domain, transmembrane domain (TM), and cytoplasmic domain, (semaphorin) 6Bb (gene sema6bb). NCBI's taxonomy places the organism in Eukaryota, Metazoa, Chordata, Actinopteri, Clupeiformes, Clupeidae. The record is from RefSeq and is a predicted model, not a curated record. Gene Ontology annotation, biological process: axon guidance; positive regulation of cell migration; negative regulation of axon extension involved in axon guidance. Gene Ontology annotation, molecular function: semaphorin receptor binding; chemorepellent activity.
UCUCAUCAUUCGUCUCGAUUUGCGAGCACGGAGCAUGGAGCCAAUGCCUGGAGCCUGUGAUUCAUGAGGUCCCGUGUCUAUGGUUACGGCGAUGACGACCCUUAGUCCACCCCUGCUGCUGCUGCCGAUGCUGCUGAUGUGUGGGCUCCUGCAUCUGGCCAGCACCGCAUUCCCCGAGGAGCCUGGACCCUUGAACUCCAUACCCUCUGAAGUGGUGCGACGGCAUCCUGUUUUUUUGGGUCGAGCUCAUCGCUCUUCGCUGAGGCUGGAGCCGCUGCAUAUUCAGAGGAUCCUGAAGGUCAACAGGACGCUCUACAUCGGAGCCAGGGAUGACUUGUUCCGUGUGGAACUGGAUAACGUGAUGGGGGACGAGAUGUUCUACAGCAAGAAGAGAACCUGGGAGUCCAAUAAAAAUGACAUACGAGUGUGCAGAAUGAAGGGCAAGCAUGAGGACGAGUGCCGGAAUUUCAUCAGAGUGCUGCUGAGCCGUCAGGACGGGCUGUUUGUGUGUGGGACCAACGCCUUCAACCCGCUGUGUGCCAACUACACCGGCGAUACCCUGGAGAUGCUGGGCGACCCCGUCAGUGGGAUGGCACGGUGCCCGUACGACCCAAAACAUGCCAACGUGGCCAUCUUCGCAGAGGGGAAUCUGUUCACUGCCACCGUCACCGACUUCCUGGCCAUUGACGCGGUGAUUUAUCGCAGCCUGGGGGACAGCCCGGCUCUGCGCACCGUCAAACACGACUCCAAGUGGUUCCGAGAGCCAUACUUCAUCAGUGCAGUGGAAUGGGGCCCUCACAUCUAUUUCUUCUUCCGAGAAAUCGCCAUGGAGUUCAACUACCUGGAGAAAGUGAUGGUGUCCCGCGUGGCCCGUGUGUGUAAGCGUGACCUGGGCGGUUCUCAGCGUGUCCUGGAGAAGCAGGGAACGUCGUUUCUGAAGGCGCGGCUCAACUGCUCCGUGCCGGGAGACUCACACUUCUACUUUAACAUGCUGCACUCCACCAGCCCUGUCAUCAGGAUGCACGGACGAGUCAUCCUCGGGGUCUUCUCCACACCAUCAAACAGUAUUCCGGGUUCGGCAGUGUGUGCUUUCGACAUGGAGCAGCUGGCCGGAGUGUUCGACGGCCGCUUCAAGGAGCAGAAGUCCCCGGAAUCCAUCUGGACCCCCUUUCCCGACGAGCUCCUCCCUAAACCCAGGCCUGGAGGCUGCGCUGGCCCCGGCUCCAAGUACAACUCGUCCAACUCCUUCCCGGAUGAGAUGCUGACCUUCGUCAAGACCCACCCCCUGAUGGAUGAGGCCGUGCCCUCGCUAGGUCAGAGGCCCUGGAUCGUGAGGACCAUGGUCAGGUACCAGCUGAAUAAGAUGGUGGUGGACACUGAGGCCGGGCCCUACCGGAAUCGCACCGUUCUCUUCUUGGGUUCCAGCCGCGGAACCAUCCUCAAGUUCCUCAUCUUACCGAACUCCGACAACACAGUGACCAGCGGAAACAUCCUCCUGGAGGAACUGGAGGGCUUCAACGCCGACAAGUGUGGAGAGGACUCUCCCCAGGCACGGCAGCUGCUGUCUCUGAUCCUGGACCGUCCGAGCCACACCCUGCUGCUGGCCUUCCCCUCCUGUGUGGUGAGGGUGCCCGUGGCCCGAUGCCAGCUCUACUCACGCUGCAUGAAGAACUGCAUCGCCUCGCGAGACCCCUACUGCGGCUGGACCCGAGGCAGCACCUGCUCCUUCCUGCGACCCGGAACGAGGAUACCGUUUGAGCAAGACGUGGAACAGGGGAACACAUCCCACCUGGGGGACUGUGACGGUCUUCUACAGGAGAGCUUCAUAGAGGAGCCCGACGGUCUGGUGUCCCUGAACCUGCUGGUGGUGUCUGCAGUUUCGGCCUUCUCCACCGGGGCGGUGCUGUCGGGCCUGAUGGUGUGCUGGAUCAUGAGCCACAAGCACCGGCAGUGCCAGCGUCGGGCCGGCUCGGGUCGCCAGCGGGGCAAAGGGGACAAGGAGCAGAGCAUGCUGGGCCAGGGCCGCAGCGGGUCAGUGAUGAGCGUGACGCGGGGCAGCGGCGACCGGCCGCGCUCGCAGCUGGAGAACCCCUUCGCCGUGCACAACGGGCUGCCCACACCCGAGCAGACGCCGCAGCAGCAGAAGCGGCCGUCCCCCAACGUGCACCUGUCCGAGCUGGACUGGGAGCAGGGCCAGCCGGUGCUGACCACCGUGGGCACCCCCUGCCCCCCCGGCAGCACGGCGGUCAUCUUCCAGAGACACAAGUACCCGCAGGGCGGCGGCGGAGGCAUCGGGCGGCACGGCGGAGACGACAUGGGCCCCGACAUGGUGGCACAGAGGCCCGGCGAGCGCGAGUGCUUCCUCAUCCUCAGCCACAGGGACGCGCCGCAGGGCCGGCAGCAGCCGGCCUCCGUCACACGCAACUCGGCGGGCGAGUACUACCCGUCCACGCCCCAGGAGUCGCCUGACCGCCGGCGGGUGGUGUCGGCGCCCAACACGCAGGGCGAAUACGGCGAGCCGCGCUGGACCCACGACGGGCUCAACUUCAGCAACAGCAACAACGCUGCCCCCGCAGGCCACCGGCUGCACUACGCCCUCCAGCAGACGCAGCAGCAGCAGCAGCAGCAGCAGCAGCAGACAACAACGCAGUCCCAGCGCCCCUCCUCCGCCAUCGUGAGGGGGUCCCACCAUCACCACCAUCACCCCCCACGAGGGCUGGGGGAGCUGUCCGACUUCAGCCACCUGCUGGGGGGGAAGGGCGUUGGGGAACGCACCCCCAACGGCCAGUGAGGACAUUAACGCAGAGCCUACUCUCUGACACUGCCGAGAAAGAGCCCAUCUUCCUCCCCCCCAACACACACACACACACACACCCUUUCAGCCCUCCCAUGUCUCGCUCUGAAUCUCACCUACACACCCCCCCCCCCCAAAUCCAGCCUCCCAGCCCCCCCCCC